CGAGCGCGUACCGAGCGACAGUUUGCCCUCCGUACCACGGCGAGGAGGACGUGCGUUCUCGUCGCUCGUCCGUUCUCUUUCUCUCUAUUUCAUCCUCGCCUUUUAUACAUAUAUACUUUUUUUCGUCUCGCGUUUAUUCCUCACAAAUUGAGUCUCGAGUUUUUCUUAUCGAGUGCGUGAUCUUCUAGGCAAUACACGUAUAUACGUAUUUUCUCGUCGAAAAUUUCCGUGUUUUUUCGAAGUGUCAAAGUGAAAAAUUAUUGGGAGAAUAAAAUAGAGAAAAAAAGAGGAGAAAACAUAAAAUAAAGAAGACGAAGAGGGGAAAAAGAGGACGAAGAAGUAGAAGGAAAAAGGGGGAGAACAUCGUAGUGGGUAAUAGCAAGGAGGACACGCAACAAACGCACGCACGCACAUACGCGCGCAUCACAUAUUUAUAUAUAUAUAUAUAUAUAUAUAUACAUAUACAUACAUAUAUAUAUAUAUAUAUAUAUAUAUAUAUAUAUAUAUGCGUCUUCUUCGUGACUUUGAGAAGACGACGAAUAUCAUCUCGGUCGAAGAAGCUUUUAAAGUUUUAUUCGUCGCGCGACGAGGAAUGCUCGCGCGCGAAUACGAGCGAGCGUGCGUCUCGACUUCGAAAGAAAAAGUGAUUGAAGAAGAGAAGGAGGAGAAGGAGAAGGUGGUGGAGGAGAAAGAGGAGCAACAUCAGCAGGAACAACAGUUAGAGCAGCAUCAACAGUUACAAUUAGACUUGCAAUUACAGCUACAGUUACAAAAGCAUCAGCCGGUGAUAGAAAUUGUAGAUAGGCAGAAGUUAGGCGUCGCGACGCGAUGAUCACAUCGGCCGUCGGCGUCGCGACGCACGAUACCAUGGAGAGGAGGUGUGCCAUCCUCGCCAGAACGACGUCGACGACGACGACGACGACGACGACGACGACGACAACAGCAGGAGCAACGACGGCAACGACGACGAUGACGAUGACGACAGCAACGGCAACAACGAUGACUACGACGGCAACGCCGACGACGACGACGACGACGACGACGACGACGAUGACAACGACGAGGAGGAGGAUUGCAAGCACCGACGAAUCCUUUAUAUCUUCAUUUUCCUCGUGUUACGACGAUGAUAAUGAUCAACGAUUUCUUCGAGACGCUUCGAAGAUGACAGGUUAUGUGUACGAGAUCGUUAGUGAAACUCCAUUCGUGAAGGUGGAUAAUACUACUACUACUACUACUACUAUUACUACUACUACUACUACUACUAAUGCUAAUGCUAAUGCCAAUGCUAAUGCUAAUGCUAUUACUUCGAUUGGCUUGGAUGGGGAAAGUGACGUCAUCGAGCACAUCGCACCUGUCAUUCCGAAGAGUUCACGAAAGGAGGAAUCUCCCCAACGACAUCACCGAAGCGUUCGACCCUACUCAUCGAGGAUCGAGCGACCAGUGGUAAAACGAGGUCUGCAUACGUGGCUUGGACAAGCAUGCACCAAGAUUUAUGGACAAAGCAACAGCGGGAAGAAUGGAUUACGUUUGCUUUUAUUGGCCUGCCUGAUCGUAUUGAGUAACGCUGGAUUUUGUCCUAACGGUUGCACUUGCGACGACGAUACCUUGGUCGUAUCCUGCGUAGGCGCUAGCUUGGAAGUUAUACCGAUCGCUCUUAAUCCGAGCAUACAACGAUUGGUAUUGAAAGAGAAUCGAAUAAAGACCGUGGAGGCUGCUGUAUUUCAAUUUUACGGUGAUCUCAAGAACGUCGACCUGUCGAGCAAUCAUCUGUUCAACAUUCCAGACGGUAGCUUCGAGGCGCAAAAACAAGUGGUGGAGUUGCAUCUGAAGCACAACAAGAUCUCGGCGUUGACGGAGAAGACGUUUCAAGGGUUGAAGUCACUGACGGUACUGAAUUUGCGGGACAAUUAUUUAGAAAGUCUGAAGAACGGUCUCUUCGCGUCCCUACAAAAGUUGGAAGAACUCGAUCUCGGUCAAAAUCGAAUCUCGAAGGUUGAGCCCAAUGCCUUUCAGAAGCUCGGCACCCUGAGGGUCCUAUAUCUCGACGACAAUCAACUGAGAACGAUACCGUCGCCCGCUCUGGCGCCAUUGAAUGCCCUUGCCGAGCUUCACAUAGGUUGGAACGCAUUUUCGACGUUGCCGGACGAUGCUUUCAAAGGGCUCGAACAGCUGACCAUUUUGGACGUUAUGGGCGCCGGUUUGGACAAUAUCAGCGACGGUGCUUUCCGAGGUCUUAACGCUUUACGUACUUUGAAACUUGGCGGGAACAAGUUGCGCGAAGUACCGACAAAGCAGCUCGCGGUGCUACCACGGCUCGAGGAACUCACUCUUGGUCAAAACUCCUUUACCAUUUUGAGAUCGGGCGCCUUUCAGGGUCUCUCGAAACUCAAGAAGCUCGACAUCUCCGGCUCGAAGCUCUUGACCACCGUGGAACGCGGUGCCUUUUCGGACAAUGCCAACUUGGAGAGUCUCGUGUUGAACAGCAACAAGCGUUUAGUCACGAUGGAGGACGGCUCCUUGGCGGGAUUGCCGAAUCUGCGACACCUUAUGUUACGGGAUAACGCGUUCACGAGCUUUUCCGAGUCCCUCGUCGCUUGGAACGAGCUACGUAGAUUGGAUUUAAGCGAGAACCCGAUCGUAUGCGAUUGCAGUCUGAUGUGGUUGGCCGAGGUGCUCGUGCCGCGAAAUUCUAGUCCCGUGAUAUGUGCCGAGCCGGCAGAAUCCAAAGGGAAAUCGAUCAAGGGUAUGACGCCGGACGAGCUCGGUUGUGCCUUCUCGGAUCCUCGUAAACAGGCCCUCCUGGCGACUCUAUGCGCGGGUGGUCUCGCCCUUUUUACAGGCCUAGCCCUGAUACUCUAUUACAGAUGUCGAAGGCGCGUCAGGGACGCUUUGAAAGAUUACAAGUGGAAGAACCGCGGUAUAUCGAGGAAGGAACACGAAUACCAAAAGACCUUCUCCGAGGACGAGUACAUCGUCAGAUCGGCCCACGCUCAUCAUCAUCAUCAUCAUCAUCAAACGCAGAAUCAACCUAUACCGCCUCACCAUCAUCAUCAUCAUUUGCAACAGCAACAACAGCAGCAGCACCAAUUGCAGCAACAGCAACAGCAACAACAACAGCACGGGCAAAUGACGGUGGGGAUGAAGCCGAUACCCGUGACGGAACUGUAG
Molecule: messenger RNA, 3168 nt
Organism: Vespa velutina
Lineage: Eukaryota; Metazoa; Arthropoda; Insecta; Hymenoptera; Vespidae
Product: insulin-like growth factor-binding protein complex acid labile subunit
Exons: 4
Coding region: 829-3168 (779 amino acids)
Cellular component (GO): extracellular matrix
Molecular function (GO): protein binding
Source: RefSeq, a predicted model, not a curated record